Molecule: messenger RNA, 1152 nt
Organism: Megalops cyprinoides (Indo-Pacific tarpon)
Lineage: Eukaryota; Metazoa; Chordata; Actinopteri; Elopiformes; Megalopidae
Product: creatine kinase B-type-like
Exons: 7
Coding region: 1-1152 (383 amino acids)
Biological process (GO): phosphocreatine biosynthetic process
Molecular function (GO): creatine kinase activity
Source: RefSeq, a predicted model, not a curated record
AUGCCUUUCAGCAACACCCACAACCAGAUGAAGAUGAACCAUUCUGCUGAAGAGGAGUACCCCGACCUCAGAAAGCAUGGGCCUAACCAUUACAUGGCAAAGGUGCUGACUCCGGCCAUGUAUGAACGCCUCCGGAGUAAACAAACUCCCAGUGGAUUUACACUGGAUGAUGUCAUUCAAACUGGGGUUGAUAACCCAGGCCGCCGAUUCAUCCCAUCAGUGGGCUGUGUGGCAGGUGAUGAGGAGACCUAUGAAGUUUUUAAGGAGCUGCUGGACCCUGUCAUUGAGCACCAACAUGGAGGAUACAAGCCCACAGACAAACAUAAGACUGACCUGAACCCUGAACAUCUGAAAGGUGGGGAUGAGCUGGACCCCAGCUAUGUCCUAAGCUGCCGAGUCCGAACCGGCAGGAGCAUCCGUGGGUUCUGCCUGCCCCCCCACUGCAGCCGUGGAGAGCGGCGUGCCAUUGAGAAACUCUCCAUUGAAGUAUUAAGUACCUUGGAUGGGGAUCUCAAAGGCAAAUACUACGCCCUGAAGAACAUGACAGCAGAGGACCAGCAGCAGCUGAUUCAUGACCACUUCCUGUUUAACAAGCCUGUCUCUCCCUUCAUGCUGGCCACUGGAAUGGCGCGUGACUGGCCCGAUGCCAGGGGAAUCUGGCACAAUGACAAUAAGACUUUCCUAGUCUGGAUCAACGAGGAGGAUCACCUCCGAGUCAUUUCCAUGCAGAAUGGAGGGAACAUGAGGGAGGUCUUCACCCGCUUCUGCACUGGCCUCACCAAGAUUGAAUCCCUGUUCAAGCAGAAGGGCCAUGAGUUCAUGUGGAACGAGCACUUGGGCUAUGUCCUGACCUGCCCCUCGAAUCUGGGCACUGGCCUCCGUGGCGGAGUACACGUGAAGCUGCCCAACGUCAGCAAACACGGCAAAUUUGGCGAAAUUCUGAAAAGACUGAGACUCCAGAAGCGUGGAACAGACGGUGAAGACACUGCAGUUGUAGACGAUGUCUUUGAUAUUUCCAACGCUCACCGCCUGGGCUUCUCUGAGGUGGAGCUGGUGCAGAUGGUGGUGGAUGGAGUCAAGCUGCUGGUAGAGAUGGAGAAGCGUCUGGAGAAGGGCCAGUCCAUCGAUGACCUCAUGCCUGCGCAGCAGUGA